AUGGCUCAAGGAGGGUCUGUAGCAGGACCUUCGUACGGUGUUCUGGCGGUCAAGUCAAACUAUGGCUGCAUCAAGGAAGGAAGCCACUCCCAUCACGGCCUCAAUUAUCCAGACUCGUUUCUCGCCGACACGUUUUCGAAACAAAGGGCCCAUAUGAUCGACGAACGGAAUCGCAGAAACCGGCUGUCGCGAGCCAUUCAAACCCUCCAAGGUUUAAUGCCGCAGAUGGACGCGGUCGGGAAGCAGAAGAAGGGCCCGUGUAAAGCGAUUACGGUCGAACGGGCAAUCGAUUACAUUAUUGCACUUCAGCGGGAGGUGGAGCGACUCCGCAAAGCGUCCUCAGCUACUACUCAAGACGCCGGAGUUCUCUUCGACCUAGAUUCAACGUCGAAUAAUGCGGCUAAAUGUUGA
Messenger RNA from Exophiala dermatitidis NIH/UT8656, 411 nucleotides. RefSeq lists its product as uncharacterized. The record is from RefSeq and is a predicted model, not a curated record. The transcript has a single exon. Gene Ontology annotation, molecular function: protein dimerization activity. Bases 1 to 411 code for a protein of 136 amino acids. Lineage: Eukaryota; Fungi; Ascomycota; Eurotiomycetes; Chaetothyriales; Herpotrichiellaceae.